CAACAGUUCUAAGAGUGAAACCAGCAUAUCAUACAAAUUAUGUUAAGGAUGGAGGCUGUGAGAAGUACAAUUGUUAUGGAGGGAAGGAAGGUCUCCUGGACAAGUCCACCAUUGUUGCUCUUUGCAAUGCUUACUAUUAUUAACACUUUGUCGGCGUGUCCCACACACUGCUCUUGUAAAACUUACGAAGUGGAUUGCAGCAAUCUUGGCUUGGUGACUAUCCCAACAGACAUUCCAUCAGACAUUAAAUUUCUCUCGCUCAGUAACAAUAAACUCAGAACCUUCCAGGCUCUCACAUUCACUAAUUUUACCACAUUGGAGAAGCUGGACCUGUCCAACAACUACCUGGACCAACUACCAUCGGAUGCAUUUGAUUACAUCAGGAACCUGAUUGACCUCAAUUUGCGAAACAACAGCAUUCGAAGCCUGGAUAAAAAUAUCUUCUAUAAAACCACCAACCUGCAGAGGUUAGACCUUUCUGUUAAUGGCCUCUCUCAGAUUCCACUACUUUUAUUUGAUGAAAUGCAGAACUUGACCUGGUUGAAUUUGGAAGAGAAUAGGAUGCCAAAUCUCGAAAGAGAGGUCUUUGAGCCACUUGAAGUUCUCCAGCAAUUGCUGCUUGGCGGGAACCCCUGGGAGUGUGACUGCAGUCUGAGGGAGUUCAAACACUGGAUGGAAUGGUUCCAGUACAAAGGUGGAAAGCUCGAUGGAAUUGAAUGUUCCCUGCCAAAGGGCCUCCGAGGGAAAGAUCUCAGAGUAAUUCCAAUAGAGAUGUUCAACUAUUGUAUCCAAUUAGAGGAUGAAAACAAAUCUUCAGCAAAUAAAAAAACAGUCACUGCCCCUCCCUGUGUGAAGCAAGAACUCAUCACUUCAAGGCCGCAGUACAUUCAUACCUCAGACUGUGCAAGACAACGUUACCGUCCAGCCAGUGUCAGGCGAGCUAUUGGGACAGUCAUCAUUGCUGGAGUCUUAUGUGGAAUUGUUUGCAUCAUGAUGGUGGUUGCUGGAGCAUAUGGCUGCAUAUAUGCCUCCUUGAUGGCAAAAUACCACCGGGAGCUUAAAAAGCGCCAGCCACUGAUGGGAGAUGGUGAGCAAGAGCAGGAGGAACAAAAGCAAGCUUCUUCCAUGGCAUGA
Messenger RNA from Hypanus sabinus (Atlantic stingray), 1134 nucleotides. RefSeq names its product leucine-rich repeat and transmembrane domain-containing protein 2-like. The record is from RefSeq and is a predicted model, not a curated record. The transcript is spliced from 3 exons. Lineage: Eukaryota; Metazoa; Chordata; Chondrichthyes; Myliobatiformes; Dasyatidae. Bases 40 to 1134 code for a protein of 364 amino acids. Gene Ontology annotation, molecular function: protein binding.